This is a messenger RNA of Nanorana parkeri, 2381 nucleotides long. It is a transcript of the gene COL25A1, whose product is annotated as collagen type XXV alpha 1 chain. The transcript is spliced from 37 exons. The coding region runs from base 13 to 1977 and encodes 654 amino acids. NCBI's taxonomy places the organism in Eukaryota, Metazoa, Chordata, Amphibia, Anura, Dicroglossidae. The record is from RefSeq and is a predicted model, not a curated record.
ACAAGGAGGAAAAUGUUGGUGAAAGAAGGAGCUGGGAGUAAGGUGGACAACUUCCAGAGGUGUGAUGGGAACAAGCCCGGAGAUGGAUCUACAAGCUGGAGUAGGACUUUGCCCAGUGUUUUGGCUUUGGUGGUGUCUCUUUUCUCUCUAGCAUCCUGUCUGUACCUGAAUGUGAAGAGCAGCGAUCUGCAGGACAGGAUGUGGGCUAUAGAACAUGGCAAGUCUGGGGAGAUCUUCCAUGUGCCUGGAUUAUCUGUGGAUCAGCUCAACUCCAUAGUCCAAGAGAAGGUGGACCAGCUUCUGUCCCAGAGGUCAUAUGAACACAUGGCAAAAAUACGAAUCUCAAGAGAAGUGCCGGCAGAUUGUAACUGCCCAGCAGGCCCUCCAGGACAAAGAGGCAAAAGAGGUAGACGAGGUGAACCUGGACCUCCUGGUCAACCUGGAACUCAAGGUCCUCCUGGUCCCAAGGGUGACAAGGGAGAUCAAGGUGAUCAGGGCCCUCGGAUGGUGUUUCCUAAGAUCAAUCACGGCUUUCUUUCUGCUGAUCAGCAGCUCAUUAAACGCCGCCUCAUUAAGGGUGACCAAGGACAGGCAGGGCCACCAGGUCCACCUGGUCCUCCUGGACCACCAGGGCCUAGAGGUCCACCAGGUGACACCGGUAAAGAUGGACCAAGAGGAUUAUCUGGAGUUCCAGGAGAGCCAGGACAACCAGGUGAACCAGGCUUAGUCGGUCCAAUGGGGCCUCCUGGACAAAAGGGUUCCAACGGAGACUCAGGAACUCCAGGACUUGACGGGCAAAAGGGGGAUCUAGGUGCACCUGGAUUGGAUGGCAUACAGGGGAUAAAGGGUGAUCAAGGAGAAAGUGGUGAAAAGGGUGACAUGGGUGAAGCUGGUCCUAAAGGUGACACAGGAGGAAAGGGAGAUCCAGGGUCCUCAGCUGCUGGCAUCAAGGGGGAGCCUGGAGAAUCAGGACGUUCUGGGCAUAAGGGUGAACCAGGGCUUCCUGGGCUACCUGGGCUUCCUGGAAUAAAGGGCGAACCAGGAUUCCUUGGGCCUCAGGGAGAACCUGGCCUACCAGGCCUGCCAGGAACUAAGGGUGAACGUGGAGAGCUUGGUCCUCCAGGAAGAGGAGAAAGAGGUCUUCCAGGAAUUCUAGGCCCAAAAGGAGAACCAGGGGAAUCUGGCUCUAGAGGCCCGAAGGGGUCCAAGGGUGAAUCUGGGAGCAGAGGUGAUGCUGGUCCAAUUGGUCCUAGAGGACCUCCAGGACAAAAGGGAGAUCAAGGUGCCACAGAAAUUAUAGAUUACAAUGGAAAUAUUCAGGAAGCAUUGCAGAGGAUUACCGCCAUUACAGUUACGGGACCUCCUGGACCACCUGGGCUACCUGGUUUGCCUGGACCAAAGGGAGAUGGAGGCCCUAUUGGACCUCCAGGAGUUGAUGGGGAGCAGGGUCCUAAAGGCUCCAAAGGAGAUCAUGGCGAGUCUGGUAUAACUGGAGAGAAGGGAGGAAUUGGCCUUCCUGGAUUACCAGGUGCAAAUGGGAUGAAGGGAGAAAAAGGAGAUCAUGGUGCAGCUGGGCCUCAUGGAGCUUCUAUCAUUGGCCCUCCUGGCCCACCAGGGCCUCAUGGCCCCCCAGGCCCAAUGGGACCACAUGGAUUGCCAGGUCCAAAGGGCACAGAUGGUCCACUUGGUCCUCCUGGUCCAGCAGGUCCAAAAGGUGACCGGGGUGAAAAAGGAGCUGUUGGUGAUCCAGGACCAAGAGGACCAUAUGGUUUACCUGGUAAAGACGGGGAACCAGGUCUUGAUGGUUUUCCGGGUCCUCGAGGAGAUAAAGGUGACCCAGGAGAAAGGGGAGAAAAGGGUUUCCGUGGAUUAAAGGGGGAAAAAGGGGAACCAGGUCAGCCUGGCCUGGAUGGGCUGGAUGCCCCUUGCCAAUUGGGACCAGAUGGGCUUCCAAUGCCUGGCUGUUGGCAAAAGUGACAAGUCUAACCAUGCAAGCAUGAAGUUGUAAAUAAUUAAAACUGUGUAUUUAUAGAUAAACAUUUAAAAGAAUUACAUCAUACGUUUACAUAUACCUGCUUCUACAUGUCCAUCAUUUGUCUUCUUGCACAAGCUAUUUGGCAGUAGUAAACACUGCUGAUGGAAUCUUCAGAUCUGUGGAGUUACUUGACCAUAAGUUUAUAUGACACUUUAUAUCAGUGCUUAGCUCAUAUACAUCAAUAUGCUUGGCUUGUAAAUGUCAUGAAAGACCACGUGUCAAAGACAUAUCUCCAUAUAAUGACAAAUAAUUCUUAUUGCAACUCAUUUCCAACUGAACCCCCAUGCCAAAUAGUACCAGUGAUCUGUGUCGUCUCAAUGUUUGUACAGACUAAUGACAUGCAUGA